GGCGGCGGGGGGAGCGGCGGCCCCGGCGCUCGGAGACACCGACGAUGGGCAUGGGGCCGGCGCUGCUGCUGGGGCUGCUCCUCUCCAGAGCCGGAGACCUCCUGGCUCUGCCCAGGAGUGAUUGUGUCGUGGCAGAGCAGCUGUGCCUCUCGGACUCCACCUGCAAUGCCACGUACAGGAUCCUGGAAAACUGUGCCCUGGCCAAGACUCGCCUCCUUCCACUGGAUCACGAUAGCAGGGUCAGAUGUCUGAAUGCAGAGCUGGACCUUGGGAACAGCUCUUUGCUGCACUGCAAGUGUCACCGGCGCAUGAAGAGACAGGAGCACUGCUUGCGUGUCUACUGGACCGUUCACUCCAGCGUGACAGAUGGUUAUUUCAAUUUGGAGACCUCUCCCUAUGAGAACCCAGCAAAUGAAGAACACUGGAAGACAGAUUACAAUAAACUGGCAGCUCUGGUAUCAGGCUCACAGCUAGCGGGAGAUGCAACAAAUCCGUGCCUGAAAGAAACUCAUGUGUGCAAUCUGAGCAAGAAGUGUGUUCGUCUGCGCACAGACUACGCCUCCAUCUGCACCAGGGCAGCGGGCAGUGAGGACGUGUGUGACCGGCGCAAGUGCCUCAGGGGGCUGAGGAAUUUCUUUGAGAAAGUCCCUGAGGAUUUCACCAAAAGGAUCCUGUUCUGUCCAUGUCAAGAUGAAUUUUGUGGAGAAAGACGCCGGAAAACUAUUGUUCCUGAUUGUUCCUUCCAGUCUAACACCAAACCCAGUUGCCUCUGGCUGCUGGACUUCUGCUUGGAGGACCCUUUCUGCAAAUCCCGACUGGCUGACUUCCAACAAAACUGUCAACCUGCAGACACGUCUCCAGAUGGCUGCUCUCUGCACAACCACGCUGCGUGCCUGCAGGCUUACAUGGGGAUGAUUGGCACACCCAUGACACCCAACUAUGUCAGUAACUCCAGCGUGGAGGUCUCCCUGUGGUGUACCUGCGAGAGCAGCGGCAACCAGAAGGAGAAGUGUGACCAGAUACUCGGCAUGUUUGAGAGCAACAAAUGCCUUGAAAAUGCCAUUUGGUCUCAAAUGUACCUGAAGCAGACAGCUCUAGAAAGACAGGAAGACUUACCUUACUCAUCUUCCUUAAGCUUCCAAGGAGACAGUGCCAGCACAUCUCUUGCUUCAGAAAUGUCCCAGGUGGCUGAAAGGAAGAUGCAGCGAGACAGCUCUGAACACAGCAGUAUGCCUUUGGCCUCCUCUGAGCAUUCUGGAGCUGCUACUUCUUGGCCUUCUCUGGUUCUGUUCCUGCCCCUGUUGCUGAGCACUAACUUGGCAUAAAUGGAAUCUUCCCUUCCCAUAUUAUUAAUCUUAUUCCAUAUCCAGGCACGUCCCACUACAGAUUUACCUUUGGGAAACAGAAGGCUUUGAGACAAGAGGAAUGGAACAGCCUUAACCCAGAAUGGCAGUCUCUGGAAACCCCCCCACCUACUUGCACCCCACUUUCCCCCCCGCCAGUUUGCACUGAGCUCUGCAGAUGUGGUUCUCACCAUUGCUUCUGCCAUGUAUGCAUUGUGAGUAACAGUCAGGCUCCUGUUCCAGCUCAGUAGUUUGAAACAAAGGUCUGAGCUCUGUCAGAACUUG
Myiozetetes cayanensis is the source of this 1628-nucleotide messenger RNA. RefSeq names its product GDNF family receptor alpha 3 (gene GFRA3). The transcript is spliced from 8 exons. Bases 45 to 1325 code for a protein of 426 amino acids. Gene Ontology annotation, biological process: nervous system development. The record is from RefSeq and is a predicted model, not a curated record. Gene Ontology annotation, molecular function: signaling receptor activity. Gene Ontology annotation, cellular component: external side of plasma membrane; signaling receptor complex. NCBI's taxonomy places the organism in Eukaryota, Metazoa, Chordata, Aves, Passeriformes, Tyrannidae.